UUCUUUAUUAAUUCCACGUUAUUUCUAGCCGUAUAGAUUAUACCUAUGUAUUUAUGUUGGAUCAUACUUUUGUACAAUAUUAGGUGGUAAAUUUGAACUGCUUCUGUUUCUGUAAAUACUCAUCAACACCACACAUCAAUCAGAAAAAUAGCUGAAACUGCGUUAGGUAUUGAUCUAUGUAGCACUCAACACAUGUGUGUUCGUGUCUGAUACGUGUUAGUGCCGUGCAUGCGAAGAAGAUGGAUUUGAUAACUAAUGUGAGCGAGUUUGAAGCAAUUGCAAAACAAAAAUUGCCAAAGAUGGUUUAUGACUACUAUGCAUCAGGGGCAGAAGAUCAAUGGUCAUUGAAAGAGAACCGAAAUGCAUUCUCAAGGAUUCUGAUUUGAUAACUGAAAACAGGUUCAGGCCGCGAAUUCUUCGGGAUGUAAGCAAGAUAGACUUGACGACAAAUGUAUUAGGCUUUGAUAUAUCAAUGCCUAUCAUGAUUGCUCCUACAGCUAUGCAAAAGAUGGCUCACCCUGAAGGAGAAAAUGCUACUGCUAAGGCAGCAUUAGCUGCUGGAACAAUCAUGACACUAUCCUCGUGGGCUACUACCAGUAUUGAGGAGGUUGCUUCAACUGGACCUGGCAUUCGCUUUUUCCAACUCUACGUAAUUAAAGACAGAAAUGUGGUUACUCAGCAAGUGAGAAGAGCUGAAUCUGCCGGUUUCAAGGCAAUUGCGCUUACAGUGGACACUGCAAUGCUUGGUCGUAGGGAAGCUGAUAUUAAAAACAGAUUUACAUUGCCGCCACACCUUGAAUUGAAAAAUUUCCAUGGGUUGAAACUUGGAAAGUUGGAUAAGACUGAUGAUUCUGAUCUCGCCUUUUAUGUUGCUCUCCAAAAUGACCGGUCACUUAACUGGAAGGAUGUGAAAUGGCUUCAAACAAUCACCUCAUUGCCAAUUUUGUUGAAGGGUGUACUUACAUCUGAGGAUACAAAGUUAGCUAUACAAGCUGGAGUUUCUGGAAUCAUUGUUUCCAAUCACGGUGCUCGCCAACUUGACUAUGUGCCUGCAACUAUUACGGCUUUAGAAGAGGUUGUGAAAGCAGCAGGCGGAAAAAUUCCGGUUUUUCUUGAUGGCGGUGUUCGUAGAGGGACGGAUGUUUUUAAAGCACUGGCUCUUGGAGCAUCCGGUGUAUUUAUUGGAAGACCUGUGGUGUACUCAUUGGCUGCUGAUGGCGAAGCCGGUGUAAGGAAAGUACUUGAGAUUCUGCGUGAUGAGUUUCAGCUAACUAUGGCAUUAUGUGGUUGUCGCUCACUCAAGGAGAUAACUCGUGAUCAUGUUGUCGCAGAGUGGGACCGCCCAAGAAUUGCUCCUAGGUUAUAAAAUGACAGAACUCCAUGCUGGAGUCUUGUGAUAAUAACAGGAAUAUUUUAGAGUAACCUUUGUUCUUAUCUCAUGCUUCAAUAGAAAACUUAGUUUGCACUAUAAGCCAUGAGUGAUCCAUAAGAAACUUCUACUUUUAUAAUAAUUAUAAACAUUUAAAAAUACAUUUAGACAUGUGCUAUUUGUAGCACAACUGGGAUAACACUUGGGAAUGCAUUAUUUGCGGGUAUCGGUUCAUCUCAUUAAAUAUAUGUUAAUCUAAAUCAAUUGCUUAUCACUUUCUCAAAUGUGGUUGAUCUAGUGAAUAAAGGUACAUGGUUUAUCCCUGGUGUCAUCAAAGAGAGAUGCUAACCUUGUGAUGCAGAUUAAUAAUAUUGUGUUACCUAUGGCUCCAAUCCCAGAUCAAUUGGUUUGUGGAGAAACUCUUAUGAUGGUUACUUGUCUGCCAAGAAAACUUUCCCUCACUUAAAAUCAGCUGCUCAUUUGUAGAUUGAUGCAUAGGAGGCUCCUCACUGAUGAAAGCUUGUGGAGUAGAGGAUGGAUCAUUGUCUCUGGUCGUGUUCUAUGUUAUGAUUAUGAAUCAUGUCACCACUUGUUUCUCCACCACCCCUUUGCUAAUUUUCUGUGGUCUUAAUUUGGAAUUUUAAUCAACCACAAUAUUGAUAGAACCUUUCCUGCAAGCUUACUCAAGAUCUGCAAUAAUUCCUGGUGUGAGCAGAUUAUUGAUGUAACAGAUUAUUACUAUAACUGAGAUCCAUAAUGGUCUUAUCCUCUUACAAACACUUUUGUCCAACCAUCCUACAUUCUUCAUGAUUUCUGUUAACUUUUUUGCACAGUGGAAAGAAUAUUUUCCAUAAGAAAAAGAAAAAAGAAAAAACAGAUAAUAUUCAAUUGAAAAAUCUGUUUUGCAAAGGAACUGGGCUUGCAUAUUUAUAGCCCACACAGAAAGAGUUUGUUAGAGAAAAAGGAAAUUUCUAUCUCUAUAGGUUCUCCCUAACCCCUGGCGAAAAGUCAAAAAUAUCCCUAAUUUUCGGAGAUGCAUCUUCGGACGCACCGUUUUCCCAUAAAAUAGGCGCAAUUGGGUUAGCGUUCGUCAUUUUGCCAAAAUUUAAUUCGGAGAUGUAUCUUUGUAUGUGUUUUAGGGUGUGUCCGCAGAUGCAUCUCCGGAUUAACCCUUAUUUUCAAAUUCAAGGGUUUUUCGGAGAUGCAUCUCCGAACGCAUUUAAUUUAUAUCUAACGCACGGACAAACCCUCUUCUCCUUCUUCAUUUUCUGAAACUUUUCCAAAUCUCCAUUAGAGCUUGUGAGCAACUUUCUUCCAAUCCAUUUUUCAAGGAUCAGCACUACCUCUACUACAAGUUUUCGAAUCCGAACUCACUCCACUAACUACAUUCAACAUUUUUCAUCCACAACUCUUUUUGGAGUAAGUUUCUCAUUUCACUUGUUUUAGUUUUGAUUAAUGUAUUAGGUAAAAUAGGUUGUUUUAAAUGCAUUUGGUUGUAGUCACAUUCAAAAUGGGUAGCUGUUAGAGACAUGCAUUCUCAUUUGGUUGCAUUUUGGUAGGUUAGGGUAAGAUUGGUCUGCGUUUCUGCCAUUGUUAAGAAACACGGGCUUAUUCGGAUAUGCAUCUCCGAAAUGUGUCUUUACUGGUUUUCGGAGAUGAAUAUCCGAAAAGUGUCCUAGAUGCAAACUGAUGUCAUUUUCUGAUUUUGUCCUGGAUGAAGACUAAUGUCAUUUUCUCGUCUUUUCAAGGAAAAUGGCUGCAAACAACCCUAACAGAUUGAGAUUCGGCCGUGAAACCCAACACGCAUUCGUUCGAUGUGAGAGGUCUAGACGUCAGAAUGAGCAGGACAAGGCUAGAUGGAGAACCGUCGCUAGGCCUUAGGACAGGGAAGAAUCAACUACUAGGAGCCUCCUGUCUUAGGGGUCGUCAUCCUAGGGGCACAUCUCCCUUGCUCACGAAGAUCGGGAUGCGCCUGAAGCUCUCGAGGCUUGUGCAUAGGAAGCUCUUGGUGCACAUAAUGGCGUCCUUGUAUAGGGUUAUCCAUGAGGUCCCUUUGACACCUCCUUAUUGAUAUACUAUAGAGAUCAUGUUGUUGGACAUGUCUGGGAUGAAGAAGUAUAUUUGUUAACAGUUGUUAUUUACAUGUUUUAUACAAAUUCCCUACGAUUGAUAUUGCU
Vicia villosa (hairy vetch) is the source of this 3546-nucleotide messenger RNA. Its product is annotated as glycolate oxidase 1-like. NCBI's taxonomy places the organism in Eukaryota, Viridiplantae, Streptophyta, Magnoliopsida, Fabales, Fabaceae. The transcript is spliced from 12 exons. Gene Ontology annotation, cellular component: peroxisome. Gene Ontology annotation, molecular function: FMN binding; oxidoreductase activity. The coding region runs from base 338 to 1366 and encodes 342 amino acids. The record is from RefSeq and is a predicted model, not a curated record.